GGCACUGAUCCUCAUCCCGGCCGCUUCACACUCGGCUGCGAACCGCUCCAGCGAGAGCUGCAGAUCAUGACCUGAUGAAGCCAAAAGGACCACAUUGUCUGCAAAGAGCAGAGAUAAGAUCCUAAGGCCACCAAACUGGAUCCCCUCAACACCUUGGCUGGUCUAGAGAUUCUGUCCAUGAAAGUAAUGAACAGAAUCGGUGACAAAGGACAGCACUGGCGGUAAAGAGUGUUGGUGCUGUACUGCUUCCCCCUUGUGAGAUGCCUGACUCCAGGGUGGGACCCCGGUGACCCGGGCGAGGGAACACUGAACCCACGACUCUCAUAAGGGGUCUUGAGGUCUGUCUGGUUCCUCUCCUAGGACCUGACUGCCUGGGGUGACCUUCCCAGGGUCAUGAAGCCCCAGACAGCAGAGCUCCUAGGGUCACUGGGACACUGAAACCCCUCCACCACAAUAAUGUGGCAGCCAAUGGAGGGUAAAAUAUACAAAUAUAGAUGUUAAAUAUUCCUAGUGUUAAUUGUAUUAACAUUUUAGUGCUAUUUUCAAAAUAGAAACAAAAUGUAACAAACAGUUGAGAGAAAAGUUAACCUGAGUUUCUUUGGCAGAAACAAAAAAUGUUGUCAUAAUAAUUAAGAGUCCAGCAGUGAUCAGUUAUGGUGAGGUAACCGUAUGCAGGAGGAAGGUGGCCCUCCUCAUCCUCCUGCAUCAGAGCCGCCAUGACACCUGACCAAAACGGACCCAAAGGCCCUUACAUGUAUUUUAUUUAUUCACCAAUUAAAUAAAUCUAAUUUUACAUUAAAUUCUUUAGUAACAGCUUCUGCCGUGUGUGAAGAUCAUCAUAAGCAAGCAAAGAGUUUUGUUCUGAUAAAGAACCGUUCAAAGGAAUCAGGUUGUCAACAUCUAUCUGGGUGGAGUUUGUUCUCCCUUUUCAUGUGGGGAUUUUCUCCAGGUACUCUGACUUCCUUCUAGCUCAAAGUUACAUGGAGGCUUUAAAUAGUCUCAGACUUUUGCCUCUGGUCCUGGGAAGCCUGAAGGAACACCCACGGCACCAUGCAGGGGGCUAAUAACUGUAGAAAGAACGAUGCUAGCUGAGAAGGUGAGUCCAAAGAGAAGUUAGGUGACUGAUGGUUCUGAUGAGAACAAGCAGAACCAGGCAACGUUCCUGAUGACAGAUCGGCCUUCAGCUGCAGGGAAUCUCCAGUCCAUCCAUGAAGACUGUAGAGGAACUGGCACUGACGUAUCUGUCUGUGUUUUCAGCUCCAUGUGGAGACAACAUGUAUGAUGAAGAUGGGAAGAAGCUUCCUCCAUGUAUUCCUGGAGCCUGGCUGACCCCGGCCAUCAUGGCGUGUUACCUGCUGGUGGCCAACAUCCUCCUGGUCAACCUGCUCAUUGCCGUCUUCAAGUUAGUUUACACUUCAACAGGAUCUACAGACAGAUCAGUUCCUGGUUUUCAGCAGAACGCUGCUUUCAGUCAGACCUGAUGCUUUAAUAUGGAGCAGAAAUAUGUCCGACGCAUUUCCAGACACUGCUGCUAUCGCAACCGUCUCUUCCACAGCAACACCUUCUUUGAGGUGAAGUCCAUCUCCAACCAGGUGUGGAAGUUCCAGCGGUACCAGCUGAUCAUGACCUUCCACGACCGCCCCAUCCUGCCGCCGCCCCUCAUUGUCUUCCCCCACAUCUACAUCGCCCUGAAGAGGCUGUGCUGCACCUGCAGGCGAAAGCCGGAGGGGGAGCGGGACGACCGCGCGCGCCGGCUCCAGCUGGUUCUGAACGCAGAAGAGAUAAAGAGUCUGUACGAGUUCGAGGAGCAAUGUGUGGAGGAAUACUUUAGAGAGAAAGAAGACGAGAAGCAGUCCUCCAACAACGAGCGAAUCAGAGUCACAGCUGAGAGGGUGGAGAACAUGGCAAUGCGGCUGGAGGAGGUGAACGAGCGGCAGCGCUCCAUGAAGGCGUCGCUGCAGACGGUGGACCUGCGCCUGGCCCAGUUGGAGGAUUUCUCCGGCCGGAUGAUGAACGCCCUGGAGAAGUUGGCCGGAGUGGACCGGGCCGAGCUGGUCCGGUCUCGCUCCGGGGGCUCGUCGGUGUUCGAGCCGCCCGGCCCAAUGCGGCGCAGCAGCGUCGGCAGUGUCGACGGCUGCAGCCUGUACCGGUACCAGCUGGACCACGACGACCAGACGGACGCCGAGGAGAGGAGAGUCCGUCCAGAGAGAGAAACGGCGAAUUCCACGGGAGCAAAACCAGCAGGUACGGAAACAUGACGAUGCCACAUUUAUGGAUUUAUUUAGGCCUCCACAGAACAGCUGGACAAAAAGAUCUAAACAAAACAAAACAAAGAGUUGAUACAUAAAAUGAUAAAAACUAAAAUGGUGAAUGGACUGAACUUCUACAAUGCUUUCAAAUCAUUUUGACCACUGAAAGUUCUUUACUCUAGAGUCACAUUCGAUACACAGAUCGGUGAACAGCCUGGGGCUCAGCAGCACAUCAGCAUGUAACAGGAUAAAGCAGGAAUUGAACCAACAACCUUCCAAUCACAAGGCAACUGCUCUACACACACAAGGUUCUUAAAGAGAAAAUCAGAGAAACUAAAAGUCCAAGCAACAAGGAAUCAUCAGGUGUCACUGUUGCUAUGGGAUACACAGCUUGGUGUGUUCCCAAUUCCUCCCGGUUCCCCCUGGUUUUUACUGAAUUUAGUUAACUAACCCUUACCCCUUGG
This is a messenger RNA of Xiphophorus couchianus (Monterrey platyfish), 2713 nucleotides long. RefSeq names its product transient receptor potential cation channel subfamily M member 1-like. The record is from RefSeq and is a predicted model, not a curated record. NCBI's taxonomy places the organism in Eukaryota, Metazoa, Chordata, Actinopteri, Cyprinodontiformes, Poeciliidae. Gene Ontology annotation, molecular function: calcium channel activity. Bases 1491 to 2258 code for a protein of 255 amino acids. Gene Ontology annotation, biological process: protein tetramerization; monoatomic cation transmembrane transport; metal ion transport. Gene Ontology annotation, cellular component: plasma membrane. The transcript is spliced from 3 exons.